Messenger RNA from Postia placenta MAD-698-R-SB12, 612 nucleotides. RefSeq lists its product as hypothetical. NCBI's taxonomy places the organism in Eukaryota, Fungi, Basidiomycota, Agaricomycetes, Polyporales, Adustoporiaceae. The transcript has 4 exons. The record is from RefSeq and is a predicted model, not a curated record. The coding region runs from base 1 to 612 and encodes 203 amino acids.
AUGCUGGCUCUCCUUAUUUUCGCUCUCUGGGCCGUUUCUGCCCGUGCCGUUGCAAUUGUUAAGCGUGAGGACGUCUCUUGCGAGAUGGUAUUCUCCGGACCCCUUGCACUCCUAUCUUUGGAUCGACCAACAGUUUGGAAUGUUUCUAACGAACAAGCGGCCGAAAACUUCAAUGCUCUCGUAGUUCAAUCUCCGGGUCUCUCGCAGCUCCAGGUCGAGUUCCAGAAAUUCACUGGCUUUCCUGCAGGAUGGCCCGAUCAGUGCCUGUUUACGGGGGAGCUUAUCGUUGGCGAAUCUUCGUCAUACGUAAUCGAAGUCGGAAAUUGCUCCUACGCAGACGACUCUUCGCAGCUGUCGCAAUACUGGUCAUUGGGACAGAACUGGGAUGAUGCUAGCAUGGACUUGUUCUUCCUGGGCCGUUCCGUCAAUGGAACCACACUCAUCUCUGGGGAGACAUCGUACCAAUAUGUUUUGAAUGACUUUGAGGACACACAGGCGAUCGAAGUAUGGACAGUAUUGGUGCUUAAUGCAGACGGUAUAUACUCUGCAUUCUAUCAGGUGGUGAUCGCAAACCAGUGCACAAUUAUAGCACUCACUUUUGGUGCUCGGUGA